Thermochaetoides thermophila DSM 1495 is the source of this 936-nucleotide messenger RNA. Its product is annotated as mitochondrial 37S ribosomal protein uS15m. Gene Ontology annotation, molecular function: structural constituent of ribosome. Gene Ontology annotation, cellular component: ribosome. Gene Ontology annotation, biological process: translation. The transcript is spliced from 2 exons. Bases 1 to 936 code for a protein of 311 amino acids. NCBI's taxonomy places the organism in Eukaryota, Fungi, Ascomycota, Sordariomycetes, Sordariales, Chaetomiaceae. The record is from RefSeq and is a predicted model, not a curated record.
AUGCCGCCCCGGAUAGCCGCCCCUCAGGGGCUGCGCACCCUUACACUAUGUCUCCGUCCGGCCCCGAUUACGACUCCGGCUGCCACUUUGCUGCUGCCGCGCACACAGACUGCCAACAUCUCUAUGAGGGAGAAGAAGCGGCGGAUGAAGCAGGAUCCUUGGGGCUGGGCUCAGGCUCAGGCUCGCAAGAACGCUCACCUCGAGAAGCGGGCCAAGAUCGAGGAACAGCGCCAGGCCGAACUGGGCGAUCCCGUCCACGGCAUUACCACUCCUUUCGUUGAGUCGUUCGACACAGCCGGCCAGGAGCCGGUCUCGUCAACGACCGGCCAACCUCUCCCCACAUCGCCCCACAUCAAGAAUUACCUGUUGUCGCAGGAAGAGGUCGAGAAGGCGAUCGAGUACUCUCAGAAGGUGACGGCGCCUCUAGUCGGCCAGGAGAAUGCGGUUUCGGACCCGACGAUGGAGAAGGAGGCUUUGGAGGAGCAUCAGAAGAAGCAUGAGAAGGCCAUGAUCGCGCUACAGCGCAUUACCGAUUUGAAGAACGGCAGCGCCAAGGAUCGCAAGCACGCAAACAUCCGCCGGUGUAUUGAGACCUUUGGCAGGCAUGUUACCGACAAGUUCCUGCAGCCAGCACCGCGUGGGCCUGCUCAGGGAGAGCCCAAGCCAAAGCCACCACGGGCUGGUCCGGAUACGGGUAGCAGCGAGGUGCAGAUUGCCAUCUUGACUGCCAAGAUCCGCGCGCUGGCUAAGGCCCUUGAGGGUUACAAGGGCUACAAGGAUAAGAACAACAAGAGGAGUCUGCGGAAGCUGCUCCACAAGCGUCAGCGGCUAUUGCGUUAUAUGGAGAGGAAGGAGAGAGGAAGCGAGAGGUGGCAGUAUAUGGUCAAGAUGCUGGGCAUCACGCCCGCUUGCUACAAGGGCCAGAUCUCGAUCUGA